CACGCCCCACCACACAAACCGCCUCCCUCGUUUGCACUUCUGAAGCUAGUCUCCUCUGUCAACUCCUCUAGCUGUGGACCCUUCUCGACACUUUCUUGCACCGUAGACCUUAAGCGUCGACCAUAGCCGUGAAUAGCGGAAAGUUGACACCACUCCGUCGGAUACCUGACUCGCCGCAUUCCGCGCUGGGAGCAAACACGGGUUUUCCGAACAAAGAACCUUCUGGAUUCCUUCAUCUACCGCUAUCAAGGAGCAGAGCUCGGUCGCUAGACGACCAAUAUAUACAUGCUAACUAUACUUGGGCACUAAUUUAUUGACUAUUUUGCAGCAACCAGCAGUGUCAGCAGCAGCAAUAGGUAGAGCCGACUGCUACUAUUGUCAGACAUGGGGUACCAGCCUUCGAUCAGCCGCACAGCCUUCACGCGCACACGUGGCUUCAUGCCGGAAGUUCAGCCGCCGACAACACUGAUACUAGCGAUUCUUCUGUUUCCCAUUAUCCUCGCCGCAUCACAGUCAGGAAUUCCAGGCUUCCCCGGCGGCGGCGGCGGCGGUGGCGGCGGCGGCGGCGGCGGCGGCCAGGGGGAUGUGAAUGUAACGAAGUGGCAGCAGAAGCUGGUCGCCGUUCCCUUCAGAGAGGUGCUCGGUAAAUUGGCUGGCACCAAUGUGGUGGGCAGUGCGGGCGACAGCAGGGCGUCCGGAAAAGCCAGUUUUAUUAUAUACAAAGCAGGAGCAGAUCUGAGCAUCCGCUAUCAAAUCACAGUCAGCCAGCUCAGCACGUCGGAAAAGCCCACGUCAGCAUCAAUCCGCGUGGCAACCGCCACAGCCAAUGGCCCGGCCAUCCUCAAUCUGACCUCGUCCACGUGGAUCCCAGCUGGCACCGCUGACAAGGCGUGGGGCAGCGUGGCAAAGCUUAUUGGGCGAGGGAAGGGCAAGGGGAAAGGGAAAGGGAAGGGAAGGGGGAACGGCUUUGCGUUGCAGGGAGUUUUCAAGCAGGCGAGCAAGAAGACGAUCUCGUCAGGAGAAUCGCUGACGCUGCUAUUUGCAACGAUCAUGCAGAUGCCCGCCUCCUUCUACGUCCUGGUCACCACCCCCUCCUUCCCCAAGGGCGCCCUGAGAGGCCAGCUCAAGGCUUCGCUAUUCACGCAGCUAGCAGGCUGCAGCAGGGGGUUCGGCUGUUAGGGGAGCCGUGCGGUGCCGGACAUGGGUAUGGAUUCACCUCUCUUGCCCCAAGGGCAGAUUGCUGUGCGCACUGGGAUCCCCGUGGGCACAUGGUGCUGCAGAGCAUGAUGCUCUGUACUCGCCAACAAUGGGCUGAUAGUCACUAGGGGGGCUGAAACGCCCCAUUUCAUCUGCCCCAUCCCAUGCGCACGGUUGUUACACAUGCACGAUGUAUAUAUAGCCACCCUUGCGUAACACUUUAGCGCUUCAGCUCCAGAAGCACAUACAACUCUUACGUAUCAUGAUUCAGAAGACACGCCGAGGGAGGAAACUACGAAGGCGCGGAGGGUGGGGUGAGAGCUGGUGGUCCGAUCACGUGUCUGCCACUUGCAUCAGGCCUACAGAAAACAAACUGGGAGAUCGCACACUGAUGCACAAGAUCUG
Molecule: messenger RNA, 1602 nt
Organism: Closterium sp. NIES-67
Lineage: Eukaryota; Viridiplantae; Streptophyta; Zygnematophyceae; Desmidiales; Closteriaceae
Source: the annotation of a GenBank genome assembly